AUUAGUUGAGGUAAAAUGAAAUUUCAGCUAGCAAUCUGUUUGGUUCUUUUGGCAGCCACCAGUUUGGCCAAUGCCUAUGAAGGCGAUGGGCAGCCGGCCUGCCGCUCGCAGGAGGAAUUGGAUGUGGCCAUCUAUCGCGAUAGCUGGGAUCCUACUGCGUUCUGGAAAUGCGAGUCGCUCAAUGAGCCCGCUUCCAAGUUGCGUUGCCCGGCCGAGAUGGGUUUCCUCGACAGCGUUAAGGAGUGCGUCCCCUGGGAAGAGUGGUCUUGGGAGAAGCCAAAAGCACCACCCAGCGAGCUGGAUGAUGAGUAAACUACAACAACAAUAACAACAACAACCAAUGUGUAUAAUUGGAAAAGCCAAACGUGACAUUUAAUUAUUGUCAUUGAAUUCAAUAUUAAAACUGCGCUAGGCGGCUUAUUAACGCAACAAAAAUAAUCUGAAUUAAA
Messenger RNA from Drosophila grimshawi, 449 nucleotides. RefSeq lists its product as uncharacterized. The transcript has a single exon. Gene Ontology annotation, molecular function: chitin binding. Lineage: Eukaryota; Metazoa; Arthropoda; Insecta; Diptera; Drosophilidae. Bases 16 to 312 code for a protein of 98 amino acids. The record is from RefSeq and is a predicted model, not a curated record.